AUUGGAAAGUGGAGUCGGCUACUCGCCUAGAGUAUUCUAUUCCUUGGCGUUGGGAUUGGGGAGUCUGGAGUUGAGCUGUUUAUGUUAUGUGGACCAACUUCAUUCAUUCAUCCAUCGAACAUGAAAAUUCAAAUUCAGCACUGAUCACACAAUGAGCCUGAGCCUGAGCCUGAAAAGGUAUACGAAUACAGUGGCGGUGGUAGGCACACCUCAAUUAAACAUCAGGAGUUGCAGUUUCCACCGACCAUGGAGGCGUAAAAGAAGAAGCCUCCUUGUGAUACGCAGCAGCAGCAAUGAUUUUCUUUCUCAGGUUACCCCAGCCCUAGGUUUCACCACUGCUCUCGCUGCUCUUGUCUACAAAUUCAAAUUGAACUCCAAUUCCACCGCUCUGGGAGACUGGACUCUCCUUACCUCUCCCACGCCCUUUAACCGCUUUGUCAACUUCCGCUGUCCCUCUCUUCUUCUCCGCUUGGAGGAGGAGGAGGAGGCUGUCAUCACUGGGCGAAUUCAACAACUUCCUCCUCCUCCUCCUCUAUCUGUUGUUUAUCAGAGAGUUUGUGUCAACACCGACGAUGGCGGGGUAGUGUCCUUGGAUUGGCCAGCCCAUUUGGAGCUGAGCUCGGAGCAGGGUCUGGACACCACCAUUCUCAUUAUCCCAGGCACCACAGACGGGAGUAUGGAUGAGAGUGUAAGGUCCUUUGUUUACGAAUGCUUAACACGAGGCUGUUUCCCCAUUGUCAUGAAUCCCAGGGGUUGUGCCCGUUCCCCCCUCACCACUCCACGGUUAUUUACGGCUGCUGACAGCGAUGAUAUCUCUGCCAUUGUACACUUCAUCAACAGGGCCAGACCUUGGACAACUUUCAUGGCUGUUGGCUUCGGUUUUGGUGCCAAUAUGUUGACAAAGUAUCUGGCACAAGUUGGACAGGAAACACCUCUUACAGCUGCCACAUGCCUAGACAAUCCUUUUGAUUUAAAUGGGGGGGCUUCUAAUCAUAAUCUUACAAACGGCUUCAUCCAUUUGCUGCAAUCCAACAAGGAACUAUUUAUGGGCCCAUCUAAAAGGUUUGAUGUUGAAAAGGCGUUACAGGCUAAGUCGCUUAAAGAUUUUGAGGAAGCCAUAUCUAUGGUAUCAUAUGGAUUUGAUUCGAUAGAAGAAUUUUAUGUCAGCUCCAGUACUAGAGAUGUGGUUGGCAAUGUAAAGAUUCCACUUCUCUUUAUUCAGAACAAUGCAAUGCCAUCUGUUUCCAUCCCGCGCAGCUUAAUAGCAGAAAAUCCAUUUACAAGCCUGCUUAUCUGUACUUUUCAGUCAGAUGAUAAAAGCGCUGCUGAUAUAUCAUGGUGUCGGCAACUUGUUGUUGAGUGGCUUACAGCGGUAGAGCUAGGGCUUCUGAAGGGCCGGCAUCCUCUUUUGGAGGACAGUGAUGUAACCAUCAGUCCUUCAAAACAGAUGACCACAUCUCAUGCAAGUAGCAGAAGCAAUAAAGUUGUCAACUUUCACCAGUUGGAUGGAUCUGUUAAUACAAGCUCAAUUCUUGAUUUACAAAUGACUAAAGACAAAGAUAAAGAUGCAACCAAUGGAAUGGUAACACAAACAGACCUUGUAGAUUUGAAGGAAGGGGGGGAUGCGGAUAGUGAAAGGGGGAAAGUGCUACAGGCUACACAAGUCGUGAUGAAUAUGCUUGAUGGGACCAUGCCUGAAGCUCUAUCAGAAGAACAGAAGCUUAAGGUACUGACUGCUGUGAAUCAAGGAGAGACCCUAAUGAAUGCUUUACAAGAUGCCGUGCCUGAAGAUGUUCGGGGAAAGCUCUCUAGCUCUGUUAUCACAAUCCUGGAAAACCAAAAGAAAACCUUAAAUGGACGCUCUCAUGUUCCUGAUGGUACAUCAGCAUUAAACACAAAGAUGCAAGAAAGAUCCGUGGGUCUAUCAAGUGUAGAAAAAGAGAAACAUGCUUCGGAGCUUAAUACUAGUUUGACAGAAGAAGACUCAAAUAACCAUCCUUUUAGCAAGAAUGAUGCUUCGGGGAAUAUUGAUGAUGCCAGUCGGUUACAAGGUGGUGAAAUUUCCAACUCCGAGACCACAAGCAACCGUAACCAAGAUGAUUUUUCCAAUGAAACAGCUGCUCAAUUCCAUGACACUGAUUCAAGUGUUAUGCCUGACAUUUCCAGAAAAAUGGAAAGAUCAGAGGAUCAUAUCAGUGAUCAGGUCAACUUAGGACUUGAAGGUGGAACAAAUGUGGAGAAGGAUAAUCGACACAAGGAUGCAACUACGGAUAUAUCAACCCCCCCAAGGACAGAAAAAGAAGAGGGUGAUAAAGGUGGUGAAAUUUCCAACUCCGAGACCACAAGCAAUCGUAACCAAGAUGAUUUUUCCAAUGAAACAGCUGCUCAAUUCCAUGACUCUGAUUCAAGUGUUGUGCCUGACAUUUCCAGAAAAAUGGAAAGAUCAGAGGAUCAUAUCAGUGACCAGGUCAACUUAGAACUUGAAGGUGGAACAAAUGUGGAGAAGGAUAAUCGACACAAGGAUGCAUCUACGGAUAUAUCAACCCCCCCCAAAGACAGAAAAAAAGAGGGUGAUAAUCAGAAAAAGGAAGAAUCAAGUGCAAGUUCUAAUUCUCCAUCCUUUAGUGUUUCCCAGGCAUUGGGUGCACUAACAGGGAUGGAUGAUUCUACCCAAGUAGCAGUUAACAGCGUCUUUAGUGUAAUUGAAGAUGUCAUUACUCACUUGGAAGGGAACAGAGAAAAUGGAUCUCAACCUGUCACUGAGAGUGAAUCUGCUGCUCCGCCACAGAAAGAAGGUGAUGAAAAAAGUAGCAUGACAACUGAGCUUAAACAAGUGGGUACCAUGUCAAAUUCCAGAGAGAAGAAAGAUGAAGCUAACAAGAAUCCUCAAGACAUCCGAAACUCCAUAACUAGACUUCCUUAUAGAAACUCCAUAACUAGACUUCCAAAGAUGAAAAAUGAUAAACAGCUCCAGUUGGAUACUUUGUGUCUUGACUAUGUUCCAGAAGAAGGUCAAUAUAAGCUCUUAGAUGUUGAUGUCCCAUCUGAUGUUGAUGUUGAGUGUAACAGUGAAAUCAUCGAACCAACUUAUAUAAUAUUAGAUGACUGGGACCCAGUUGGAGAGAAACAUGAAACUGGCGAUGUUGCAUCAGUAGAGCACUUGCAGUUUGUCAAAGAUAAUAUAUUAAAAUCUUUAGAAGUUGAAGUUUCCCGAAGAAUACAAGCAACAUACAUGGCAGAUGUUGCACUUGAGCUGAAAAAAGAAUUAGAGAACGUUGCAAAUAUCAUUUCAUUGGCUGUUGUAGAUGACAAACCACAUGGAAUAUCAUUUGGUAAUCUGCAGGAUGAACAUGUACUAGACACCAUCUCUUCGGCUGUCCAAGGCACCAGAUAUAUGAAAGAAGUGAUUCCAGUUGGCAUUGUUGUAGGCUCUACCCUAGCUUCUUUAAGAAAAAUUGUCAACAUAAAUGCAGCAGCAGAUCAAACUAGUGAUUCUCAGGUUGGAUAUCAUUUACAAGCAGAUACAAUGGCUGCUGAUGAAGUCAACCAGAACAAAAACUUGUACAUUGAAGAUGGGGAGAAAGAUGCUUCAAGCAGUCUUAGUAGUGACACUGUCAUGGUUGGAGCAGUUACUGCCGCCUUAGGAGCAUCUGCUUUAUUGGUUCAUCAACAAAAUUCAUAUAGUGAUGAACUUGAAAAAGAGAACGAUGAGGAGCCUGGAAAGGUUGAGGAGGAGGAAAGAGUGAAAAGUGGUGAUAAUAUAGCGACAAGUCUUGCAGAGAAAGCCAUGUCAGUUGCUGGUCCUGUAGUACCUACCAAAGAAGAUGGUGGAGUGGAUCAAGACAGGCUGGUUGCAGUGCUGGCAGAUUUGGGGCAAAAGGGUGGCAUAUUGAAGUUGGUGGGUAAAGUGGCUUUACUUUGGGGUGGAAUACGUGGUGCAAUGAGUUUGAUUGGAAAGCUCUUCUCUUUUCUUCACCUUGCUGAGCGGCCCCUCUUUCAGAGGAUUUUGGGGUUUGUCUGUAUGGUGCUUGUACUGUGGACGCCAGUUGUGGUUCCUUUGCUUCCAACACUUGUACAGAACUGGGCAGCACAUAACUCCUCAAAAUAUGCAGAACUUGCUUGCAUAAUGGGUCUUUAUGGUUCGAUAAUGAUGCUUGUUGUGCUAUGGGGCGAAAGGAUCAGGGGCUAUGAAAAUCCACUUGAGAGAUAUGGUCUUGAGUUGACUUCAGCAACACAGAUCCAGCAGUUUGUAUAUGGGCUGAUUGGAGGGGUGAUGCUUGUUUUGUUGAUACAAUAUACAAAUGUGUUACUUGGUCUUGUGAGCCUAUCAUGGCCUAGCAUUCCAUCUUCUUCUACAGAUCUGCUCAACUUGUCUGGUAAAGUGAUUAGAUUUGUUGGUCAAGGGCUUGUAACAGCAGUUGCUGUUGCUCUCGUUGAAGAAUUGCUCUUCAGGUCAUGGUUGCCCGAAGAAAUUGCAGUUGAUCUUGGAUACAAUCAAGGAAUAAUCCUUUCGGGACUUGCAUUUUCGUUAUCUCAGUGGUCGUUAAAGGCAAUACCAGGACUUUGGCUAUUAUCAGUGGGGCUGGCAGGUGUUAGGCAGAGAUGUCAAGGAAGGCUCUCCCUUCCCAUCGGGUUGCGUGCAGGGAUUAUGGCUUCCACUUUUCUCUUAAAAGAAGCUGGCCUUUUGACUUAUCAACAACAUUCUUAUCCUUUAUGGGUAACUGGUGGUGAUCCUUUCCAACCUUUUAACACCAUAGUGGGCCUUGCUGUCGCUUUGUUAUGGGCAGCAAUUCUCUACCCUCAACAGCCUGAAAACGUCAAAGAAUAAAGAGUAAUGCACGAAUCAAACAAGUAUAAUUCCGACUUUGUUUGGCAGUCGGAAGAACAAUGAUUCACUUUCAAGGUCAAUCAGUUGGUCAAAGAUGUUUGCUUUUCUGAUGGGAUGCAGAAAAUUACUUGCUCUUGGUUUUGGUGGGCAGUAAAGUUUUGUUCUAGAGUACCAUCUGUAAAAACAAAAAAGCCGGUACAUAUACAAAUACAUAUAUAUACACACAAUUUUCUUAGCUUGGACCUGCAUUAGGUGCAGCAUACGUAAUGGUGAGGCAAUACUGAAUUUGUCUAUUUUUCAAUUGUCCUGCAUGUUGAUGCAGCAACUAUAUUUACAUGUAAAGAAUGAUUCACUAUUUUCAUGUUACAUUCUCUCUC
This is a messenger RNA of Helianthus annuus (common sunflower), 5205 nucleotides long. RefSeq lists its product as uncharacterized. Gene Ontology annotation, cellular component: membrane. The record is from RefSeq and is a predicted model, not a curated record. Gene Ontology annotation, biological process: CAAX-box protein processing. NCBI's taxonomy places the organism in Eukaryota, Viridiplantae, Streptophyta, Magnoliopsida, Asterales, Asteraceae. Gene Ontology annotation, molecular function: metalloendopeptidase activity.